UAGAUCAAACACAUUUUUGGCGGGAAGCGUUUACAUUUUCAUUAUUUUCCCCGCAUUUCCCAGCAAACAGCGUCUUUAACAACACCUUUGGCAAGCAGCUGUCUCGAUUUAUUAUUCAUUGUUGAUAACACAAAAGAACCAAGCGCAAAAUGGCUCGCCGAGACUAUGCUCAAGAUCGAGAAUCCAUCAAGACCUUUUUGUCGGAAUUCUGCAAAUGCGAUGAUGAUGGCAAGAAGCAGUUUGUCUACGGAUCGCAGUUGGUGAAGUUGGCGCACCGGGAACAAGUAUUAAUCACCAUCGAUCUGGAUGAUCUGGCGGAGUUCAAUGAGAGUCUCUCCGAGGCGGUGAUCGACAACUGCCGCCGUUAUGCGGCCAUUUUCAGUGAUGUGAUUGCUGAACUUCUGCCCAGCUACAAACAGCAGGAAGUCCACGCUAAGGACGCCCUGGAUGUCUACAUUGAGCAUCGUCUGAUGAUGGAGUCCCGUACUAGGAAUCCUAUGGAGCAGCGCGACGAGCGGAACAGCUUCCCCUCUGAGCUGAUGAAGCGAUUCGAGGUGGGCUUCAAACCCCUGUCCACAGAGAAGGCGCACUCCAUUCGCGAAGUUAAAGCCCAGCAUAUUGGUAAGCUAGUGACUGUACGCGGCAUUGUGACCCGUUGCACGGAAGUCAAACCCAUGAUGGUGGUGGCUACCUAUACCUGCGAUCGUUGUGGUUCGGAGACCUAUCAGCCCGUGAACUCGCUUUCGUUUACUCCCGUGCACGAUUGUCCUUCGGAUGAUUGCCGUGUGAACAAGGCGGGAGGCAGGCUAUAUCUGCAGACUCGUGGUUCCAAGUUCGUUAAGUUCCAGGAGGUCAAGAUACAGGAGCACAGUGACCAGGUGCCAGUGGGCCACAUUCCACGCAGCAUGACCAUCAUGUGCAGGGGUGAAGUCACUCGCCAGGCCCAGCCUGGAGAUCACAUUGUGGUCUCUGGAGUGUUCCUGCCGUUGAUGCGUACUGGUUUUGCCCAGAUGAUCCAGGGCCUGCUGUCAGAGACAUUCCUUCAAGCUCACCGCAUCAUCUGUAUCAACAAGAAUGACGAAAUCUCAGACAAGGAUGCAGAGCUGACUCCAGAUGAGCUGGAGGAGUUGGCCCAGGAUGACUUCUAUGAACGCCUGGCUACCAGCUUGGCCCCCGAAAUCUACGGCCAUUUAGAUGUCAAAAAGGCUCUGUUGUUGCUCCUCGUUGGAGGAGUCGACAAACGCCCCGAUGGCAUGAAGAUUCGUGGUAAUAUUAACAUCUGCCUGAUGGGAGAUCCUGGUGUAGCCAAGUCUCAGCUGCUGGGCUACAUCAGUCGUUUGGCUGUCCGUUCGCAAUAUACCACUGGAAGAGGAUCCUCGGGAGUGGGUCUGACUGCUGCGGUGAUGAAGGAUCCGCUUACAGGCGAAAUGACCCUGGAAGGAGGAGCUCUGGUUCUGGCGGAUCAAGGUGUCUGCUGCAUUGACGAGUUCGAUAAGAUGGCAGAUCAGGAUCGUACAGCCAUUCACGAAGUGAUGGAACAGCAGACCAUCUCGAUAGCCAAGGCAGGCAUCAUGACUACGCUAAAUGCUCGCGUUUCCAUCCUGGCCGCUGCUAAUCCCGCCUUCGGACGCUACAACCCUCGUCGUACUGUGGAGCAGAACAUUCAGCUACCCGCAGCCUUACUCUCGCGUUUCGAUUUAUUGUGGCUCAUCCAGGACAAGCCAGACCGGGACAACGAUCUGCGACUGGCCAAGCACAUUACCUAUGUGCACAGUCACAGCAAACAGCCGCCCACUCGUGUCAAGGCUUUGGACAUGAAUCUUAUGCGGCGCUAUAUUAAUCUGUGUAAGAGGAAGAAUCCAACCAUUCCGGAUGAGCUCACUGAUUAUAUUGUGGGUGCCUAUGUUGAGCUGCGUCGGGAGGCACGUAACCAGAAGGAUAUGACCUUUACCUCGGCUCGUAACUUGCUGGGAAUCCUGCGUCUGUCUACCGCUUUGGCUAGGUUGCGUCUUUCCGACAGCGUGGAGAAGGAUGAUGUGGCUGAGGCGCUGCGUCUACUAGAGAUGUCCAAGGACUCGCUUAACCAAAUCCAUGAGCACCAAAAGGGACAUGUUCCCAACACUUCGGAUCGCAUUUUCGCCAUCGUUCGCGAGCUCGCGGGCUCAGGAAAGGCAGUCAAGAUCGGCGACAUCAUGGACCGCUGCACCACGAAGGGCUUCAAACCUGACCAAGUGGACAAAUGCAUCGACGACUACGAGGAGCUCAAUGUCUGGCAAGUCAACAUGGGACGCACGAAGAUUACAUUUAUGUAGAUUCCUCCUUUUAUAUUUUAAAAUUUAAAUUAGUUCUUUAGUUUUUGUCUCUUUAUCGCAAAUCGUUACCAUUAUUCCGCAUUCUUAUACAUUGUCACUUUACCAUUUAUCAUUGUCAUAAAUAAAUUAGAAUUUUGUAUUUGACUAAA
Molecule: messenger RNA, 2461 nt
Organism: Drosophila eugracilis
Lineage: Eukaryota; Metazoa; Arthropoda; Insecta; Diptera; Drosophilidae
Gene: Mcm7
Product: DNA replication licensing factor Mcm7
Exons: 5
Coding region: 150-2312 (720 amino acids)
Biological process (GO): DNA replication; double-strand break repair via break-induced replication; DNA strand elongation involved in DNA replication
Cellular component (GO): nucleus; MCM complex
Molecular function (GO): ATP hydrolysis activity; single-stranded DNA binding; ATP binding
Source: RefSeq, a predicted model, not a curated record